Hippocampus zosterae (dwarf seahorse) is the source of this 4284-nucleotide messenger RNA. RefSeq names its product histidine triad nucleotide binding protein 3 (gene hint3). Gene Ontology annotation, molecular function: catalytic activity. NCBI's taxonomy places the organism in Eukaryota, Metazoa, Chordata, Actinopteri, Syngnathiformes, Syngnathidae. The coding region runs from base 42 to 542 and encodes 166 amino acids. The transcript is spliced from 6 exons. The record is from RefSeq and is a predicted model, not a curated record.
CUGGGAUUGACUGUGUUGGUCUUCCUGUCUCACUCUUCAAAAUGGAGCCGAGCAGAUUUACCGUGACACAAACUGAGCCGGGUAUUUUCGAGAACAAAGUUUUAGCCGAAGGAUAUGACAAAAAAUGUAUUUUUUGCAGGAUUGUUAAUCAUGAAAUGGACACUGAACUUCUCCACUGUGAUGAGGAUAUCUCAUGUUUCAGAGACAUCAAGCCUGGAGCGCCGCACCAUUACCUCGUUGUCCCGACUAAACAUGUUGGAAACUGCAAAACACUUCGCAAAGAACACGUUCCCUUGGUGAAGCAAAUGGUGGAGAUAGGGAAGGAAAUUCUACAGAAAAACAAUGUGACUGAUCUGAGUGACGUCAGGUUUGGGUUCCAUUGGCCCCCUUUCUGUUCAGUCACACAUCUACACCUUCAUGUUCUGGCACCUGCCAGCCAGAUGAGCUUCAUGUCACGCCUGUUCUACAGACUAAAUUCUUACUGGUUCAUUACAGUUGAGCAACUGAUAGAGCUUCUCAACUCAAAAGAAGAAACCAGCUGAAUAUGUACAUCGGAUUAAUAUCAGUUAGUGCCCCUGUGCCUUGUGUUUAAAUUGAGGCAAAUGAUAAAACAUUAUGCAUCUUCUUUGUUUUUCCCAACAUAAACAAUUGUUUUUAGUUGAAACGAUACCAACUCAGGAAUUUAUACCAUGGGCCCCAUUUUCAUUCCCAGCGCAACUCUUGCACCAAGUGCAGUCUAACUUUGUGCAUUGGUGGUGUUUUUUUUCUUUUGGUGUUUUGCUCGACUUUGCACAGGUAGAAUUGGAUGUAACGGGGUGUGCGCACUGUUGUGGCUUCGUGGCGGCCUUUCUCAUUUGCGUUAAAAUUAGGGCGGUUGGAUGGAGCGCACGCCAUACUUGACCUCACAUAAACAUAAAUUGACUCACUGGGGCCCACGUAUGACAUUGGCUGGUAAACUGCAAGAUUUCCCUUGUGCAUCAUGUAGAUGGCUGUGCAUGUGCCAUGGGCAAUUUGAGACCACCGUGUACACCCAUGGCCAUGUAUUUCUACGGGAGUGUGUGCCGGCAAAACAAAUUACAAUGUAUGCCUCAGCUAUGUGGCAUCUCUACUGGGUGUUUUGUAACAUUGAAAACAAGACUUGGAGGAUCAAAUAACAUCUGCAUGAACUACUGACUGAUAUGGACUGUUUUCAGCGCUUUUUGGCCACGACAUUCGUCAAAGGAGAAGUAUCUGUGCUUGAUGGUUGCGCCUUCUCGGCAGCACGCCUGUACCAGCAGAGACUUUGAUUGGGAGGAAUGUCGGCGUCAUUGACUGUCGUUGCUGGACAGACCUGGGGUGCUUGUGUUUUUUGCGCCUGUAAUGGGCAGCAUUUUUCACAACAUUUUGUUCAGUGGCCGUGUCGGCGCUGUUGGACAGUCGGCGUUGGUGCGGCUGGAUGGAUGGCUGCUGAAGUUGAGGAUGUGGAGAGAGGAGCGUUGGCGCAGACCGCCGAUGCGUAUUUGGAACCGAGAGUCGCCGCUUGGAAUUGAAAUGGAUUUCCAUGGGACAGGAGAAGUGAACCAAUCUCUUUUUCGGCAAUGGAUGCUACAGCUUCUUGCUGACUUUGAAACUUAGCUUGUAGCCGACGUGUGCACAUUUGAGCAUGACGUCUCUGAUCCAAUGGUUAAAGGACACUUUGAUUCUCUCCUCUUUCAUCUCAAACUGCUUCAAACAACAAAGCGUGUGACGGAAAAGUGACAUGAUAGGAGUGGCCUUAAUGAGAAGGCGUCUUUCUUGGUCAGUGGGACAUAGAUCUGGCAGUCAUCUGCAUAGCAGUGGAAGGGAAUACCAUGUUUCCUUAAGAUGGAACCCAAUGGGAGCAGAUACAACGAGAACAGCAAAGGCCCCAGAAUUGAGCCCUGUAGAACACCACAUGACAGGGGAGCAGUGUGUGACUCAGAGCAGCCAAGGCUGACACAAAAGGUCUUGUCAGCUAGAUAGGACCUAAACCACUCAAGAGCACUGCCGCCAAUGCCCACCAAGUGCUGCAAACGAGUCAGCAGAAUACUGUGAUCCACUGUAUCAAAUGCUGCAGUUAAGUCCAAUAAAACCAGACACACGUGGUCUCCAGAGUCAUUUGCCAGGAGGAUGUCAUUAGAAACGCGUAACAGGGCUGACUCCGUGCUGUGCAUCGUCUUGAAACCUGACUGGAAGACCUCCAAGAUGUUAUGUUCAUCCAAGAAAAGUUUCAACUGCAUGUGCACCACUUUUUCCAGAAUUUUGGAAAUAAAAGGCAGUUUGGAAAUGGGCCUGUAACUUGACAGCACAUCUGGAUCAAGACCAGAUUUCUUGAUCAAGGGUUGGACCACAGCAUGUUUAAACUGUUGGGGAACUACACCAGAAGGAAGGCUGCUGUUGAUGAUAUCCAAGACCGAUGCACCAACACUCGGGAGAACCUCCUGAAAGAAGCAUGGGGGAAGAGAGUCGCAAGGGGAGCCAGAUGGCUUGGUCUGGCGAACUACAUCCUCCAAAAGCGCCAAGGACACAGUAUCAAAAGAAUUUAGUACAGCUGAACAUGGAACAUGGACAGCGGGGUCAGAUGCGGUAUUUGAGACCGGAGUCCUAGCUGUAGUGACCUUAUCAAUGAAAAACUGAAGGAAUCUGUUGCACAUCUCGGGUGAAGAAUCUGAGCAAGUAGGCAGAGGGGGUUUGAGUACAGAAUCUACUAAGGACUGCAUGACGGUCCGUGUUUUAUGUUAUGUGUUGUGUUUAUUAUUUUACUUUAUGUUAACUGUUUUGUUAAGCGCUUUGUUACAGCUGCCACUGUUGUGAAAGCGCUAUAUAAAUCGGCAUGUAUUGUAUUGUAUUCAUAGGUUGCCUUUUAUGUAGAAACAAGCAAAGUAAUCCUGACACUUCAUGUUAAGUAUAGUAUGUAUAAUAACCCUGAGCGAAGGAAAUGGUCAAAAGCUUGUUCAUGUACACAUGCAAAGAUUCAUUGAUUUUUUUUUCCAUCUGUAAGUUUGUGAGGUGCAAAAAAAUCUUGAGUGUUGUGUUUAGGCUACUUGGGCUGCAUAGAACUAAUUAUUGUAUACAUUUUGAGUUUACUUCCCAUUGAAGUACAUUUGUUUGAAAAUUACCAUUUCGAUUCACAUUUGCAAACCACAUUUUUAUGGCACAGCAACGGACCAAAUUUGUGGAUGUGUCAUAUACAAUAGUAUGCCAUUGAAAAGAUUUGAAUCUGAAAAGAAAUGUAAGGUUUUCUCACAACUGUAACAGUGUUGCCUACCCAUGUCGAAGAAAAACCCAGCAUAGACCAGCAUUUAAGAGGGAGGAAAUUUCAUAUGUGCUGUACAGCACAUUUGACAAUAAAGGUGUUACAUGACUUGACAUGAUUUUGUUGUUUGAAUGUUGGUCUUACUUGUGUCACUAGGAAGACCAGCAGUAAAAACAAAACAGCCAAGAUUCAAAUAGCCGAACCUUCCAUCACAGGGAAACUUGCUCUGUGAACUGCGUUUACAGCUGCCCGGGAAGGGGUCAUCAUGUUUGUCGGGGCCCUGCCAGAAGCCGGUGAUAGCUGGUGAUCAGCUCUUCUUGCUGGUGUCACCAUCAACCAGCAGGGUAGCAAUAGGAUGAUGGUGUUCCUCGGUGGCUGUGGCUUAGUUGGUACAGUGGGUUACCCAGUAGGAGUGCAACAAAAACGGAUUUGAACCAGAAAACUGUUUUUGAUUUUAAAGAUGCCAAUACAUCGAAUUGAAGCGGAUCGAAUCAUCCUACUUUGAAAUGUAUUGAGAUACUUAUUGAAUGAGAUAUAUACAGUACUCUAUCUUUGAAGUAGAUGGCACAUUUACAGUACUGACAAUUUCAUUCAAAUGUGAGUAAAAUAACUAUUAAGUCAUCGCUUCAUACCUUCUUGAACUGAGCCAUACAUUAUCAAAUCGAAAUGUAAUCGAAAUGAACUGAUACAUUUCAUACCGAGUCGAAUUGAAUCGUUCCCCUUCCAGAUUGAACCGUCCUUGAAUCAUUUUGCACAUAACAUUUGAAAACUGCAUUGAAUCGUCUUUUGUGGAGAGACGCAUACAUACCCUUAUUAGCCAAAGGUUUAGUUAUUUGACUUUUACCUGUUUUGCUGCUCGUGACACCAGCAAGACCAUCACAUAAAUAACAAAAUCAUGCUUUUUUCCCCUCUCUAAUCAUUUCUGUCGAGCACUGCAUGUAAUUGUGAAUGUAAAGGCAGGGAAUUGUAAAAUGUAAAAAUGUAUCCACUUUAAGAAGCAUUAAUAUAUUGUGAUUAAAUAUUAAACACAC